AUGGAUUUUUUAAACCAUAACUACUUGAACGCCCGCACUUCAUACGAUUACACUUUUAAUUUUUGGAAUGACUAUCUUGGACUGUCGACACUGGUCACAAAGAACAAGCACAGUGUUCCACAAAGUCCCAACUCCAUCACGGAGUCCUUGAAAGCAACUCUGGGCUUGGACGAUUCCCCAGCGUGUGCGUGCGUAAUCUCGGCCAGCGGUGAGGGCGGACACCUGGACUGCUGUUGUCCAUCCGCAAGCCCCCCGCCUACCUCCAUCCUCGACUUGAAGGAGCGCUUCGCCAUACUGAGCCCUUUCCAAAACCAAAGCGGAGGGGUCCCGCCACAAGAGAGAGAGAUGAGCUUCGGAGGGAGCUUCGCUGGAUUUGAUCUUUUUGGCAUGGAGAGGAAGAUGAGGAAGCCGACUGCAAGAAAUAAGCAGGAGCCCAAGAUCUGCGUCUUCUGUCGGAAUAACGGAGCGCCCGAGGAGGUCUACGGCUCCCACGUAUUGAAAACACCGGACGGGAGGGUCGUGUGUCCCAUUCUCCGGGCUUACACUUGUCCCUUAUGCAGUGCCAAUGGGGAUAAUGCGCAUACAAUAAAGUACUGCCCGCUCUCCAAAGAUCAACCUGCCCAGCGACCAUUGAAGGGAGGGAGGGCGGUGGGUGGUAAGCGAGUGAAAAUAUUUUAA
Chanos chanos (milkfish) is the source of this 678-nucleotide messenger RNA. RefSeq names its product nanos homolog 1 (gene nanos1). Bases 1 to 678 code for a protein of 225 amino acids. Gene Ontology annotation, molecular function: RNA binding; zinc ion binding. Lineage: Eukaryota; Metazoa; Chordata; Actinopteri; Gonorynchiformes; Chanidae. The record is from RefSeq and is a predicted model, not a curated record. The transcript has a single exon.